Lathyrus oleraceus (garden pea) is the source of this 1563-nucleotide messenger RNA. RefSeq names its product histone-lysine N-methyltransferase SUVR3. The transcript is spliced from 2 exons. Bases 134 to 1195 code for a protein of 353 amino acids. Gene Ontology annotation, molecular function: double-stranded DNA binding; histone methyltransferase activity; protein binding. NCBI's taxonomy places the organism in Eukaryota, Viridiplantae, Streptophyta, Magnoliopsida, Fabales, Fabaceae. The record is from RefSeq and is a predicted model, not a curated record.
AUUAUCUAAAAAAUAAAAUGUGAUUAUCUAUUUCCCUCCACACCAUUCCAUUUCUCUCCGCUCCGCUAGUUUUGAAACACUAUUUACCUAUUUCGAAAAGGAACCAUUCGGACAAGGUUUUAAACGAUCCAGAAUGAUCAUUCCGAACAAUGUCAUUAGCUACGGAAACGAAGAUAGAGAAACAGAAAUGAAGAUUUCAAAGAACACGAGUAAUCGAAACUCAGAAGAAUCAUUACUAGUUCAAAACGCAGACCUAAUCCUCCCAUGGCUAACCCAUCAACAACUCGCCAAUCUUUCCUUAACCUCCAAAUCACUCCACAAACUCACUCAAACCCUAACCCUAAAUCGUAUCUCCGAUGCUUCUAGAAACUUCGAGAAUUUCCCAAUCCCAUUCCUCAACAACAACAACGAUCACAAUGUCAAUCACCCUUACUCAUACUUUCUCUACACACCUUCACUUCUCUCCACCACUAACAUCCCUCGUUACCAACCAUGGGGCGGCAAUUCUGUAACUUCAACAAACCCUAAAACGAUUGAUAAUGAUCAUGAUGAAUCGGUGAGUUUUGUUGAUGUGGUGGGUUGUGAUUGCGGCGAGGUUUGUGGUGAUGGGUGUGUUUGUUUUGGGUUUUAUGAUGAUGUGGGAAGGGAAUGUGGGCCGAGUUGUUUUUGUGAAGUGGGGUGUGGGAAUAGGGUGAGUCAGAAUGGGGUUGCGGUUAGGGUUAAGAUUGUCAGGUGUGGAGAGAAAGGGUGGGGUUUGUUUGCUGAUCAGGUUAUUCCUAAAGGACAGUUCUUGUUUCAUUAUGCAGGUGAACUAUUGACAACCAAGGAAGCACAAAGGAGACAACAAUAUUACGAUGAAUUGUCAUCGCGUGGUCGUUUCUUUUCUGCACUUUUAGUUGUAAGGGAACACUUGCCAUCUGGAAAUGCAUGUUUGAGAUUGAACAUAGACGCCACAAGAAUAGGAAACGUUGCACGGUUUGUAAAUCAUUCAUGUGAUGGCGGUAAUUUAAGCACAAAGCUAAUUAGAAGUACAGGAGCUUUGUUCCCACGCCUUUGCUUCUUUGCUUUGAAAGAUAUCCAAAAAGAUGAAGAACUUACUUUUAGCUAUGGAGAAAUCAGGAAAAGGUCCAACGGAUUACCGUGUUACUGCAACAGCCCUUCUUGCCUUGGAACAUUGCCGUCAGAAGACACUUGAAAGUUGAAACAUGUAGGAAUUUUUAUUUUAUUUUGGGGGUUGAGAUUGUGUGAAUUAGGAAAAGGGUAGUUUUCAUGAAUUUGACAUUAGUUCACAACAUGCAUUGUAGCAACAACAACACUUCAUAUGGAAGGUGUCGGUUUCCAACAUACAAUCAAUACCAAAACUUGUGGCUACAUUGAAUCUCUUCUAUUUUCUCCAAUUAUUAUCCGUGUUUGUGUCAGUGUCGUGUUCAAUGUCUGCAUUUCUUAGAACGAGAAUCUCCUGGAUAUCUUCGUAACAGUUGCGGAAGUGUUAUUUAAUUAUUGAUAACUUUAUGUUGAGCCAUAGUUGCAUGUAUAUAAUUAUCUUCCAGUGAUUCCAACUGA